Messenger RNA from Camelina sativa (false flax), 845 nucleotides. NCBI's taxonomy places the organism in Eukaryota, Viridiplantae, Streptophyta, Magnoliopsida, Brassicales, Brassicaceae. The record is from RefSeq and is a predicted model, not a curated record.
UUUAAUAAGAUCGUCACUUUCUUUGUCCCCAAGUUGUUCAUACCUAUAAAUACGUCUCCUUACCUUCUCCUCUGUUUCAUACUCAUCUUUCCAUUUUACACAAAACCCAAAAGAGAAAAAAAGAUACUGCACAACUACAAGAACAACAACAACAACAAAAAUGAGACCAUUGAGCGUUCAUUCGAGGUUGGAAGGUGUGGCAACGCACCCCACGUUGGCAACAUCAGCCUCCGUGAAUCACCACGGAAUGGUGCCGCAAUCACCGUGGCACUCGCCGAUUCCUUACCUAUUCGGCGGCUUAGCGGCGAUGCUUGGACUAAUAGCUUUUGCGCUUCUCAUCCUCGCUUGUUCUUACUGGCGCCUGUCUUCCUCCGGCGAAGAAGAUGGUCAGAACGUCGAUGAAGAGAAAGAGAGCCGCUCUGGGGAUAAGGCGGCGAACGGAGCUUACGAGGAGAAGGUUCUUGUCAUAAUGGCUGGAGAAGACUUGCCUAGGUUUAUAGCGACGCCAGCUAUGAAAACGUGUACAUGUGGUGGUCACGAGGGUGAAAUGGUCAUUUCCAAAGAGGGUAGUGUUGUGACCGACGAGGAGGAGAAGAUGAGAGAAGGCGAAGAGAAAGUGAAAGAUACCGGCGAAGCCACUACUACUACUACUCCAAGUCACUAAGCCUUUUUGUUUAUAUAUACUUUAAUUUUUUUUUCUUUUUUGAGAGUUUUCUGGAGAAUUGUCUUUCGCAUAAGCCAUGAUUCCUAGAAAAUGUAAAUUUUACUAGAGAGCAAAAUUUUGGGUUUUUUACUUGUUCUGUAGUGUUUUAUCGUUUGCUAUAUUAAAUCCUUUUUGUUCCAAA